AUGCCCGUGGCAUCGAAAACAAAGACCAAGCGGGCUUCCGCUUGGUCUCAGCCGAACAACCCUAUCCUCAACCCGACCCCAGACUCGGAUGUUGAUAUGGAUGAUGAAACGAGUUCAGAUGAGGAUGACGUUCCUGAAAAGGACGCGGCUGAGUUGAAGCUUGAGCGCAUGCUUUUCGGUGAUGGUGAAGGUUUCAUGAACGCAUUGAAGAGCCAGCAGGAGCGGGCCGAUGCCAUGCAGCUCACUCUGCACAGUGAUUCUGAGAAUGAGAGUGCCGACGAGGGCGAGGAUGAGGGCAAGAAGGUUGAUUUCGAGGACAUGGCCGAUGAGGAUCUCUUCUUCCUUGACGCUGGCACUGCGGCCGAUCCAGAUCUUAUCUCCCCAGAAACUCCAUCUGACGACGUCGAAGACGACGAGGCUACCGCCGCUAUUUGGCAUGACAGCGAUGACGAGCGACUUGCUGUCUCACUCACAGGACAAGCCAAAUUGCGCAAAUUGCGCACGACUGAGUCAGAAGAUGUUGUUAGUGGCAAGGAAUACGUCCGGCGAUUGCGCAUGCAAUUCCAGCGCUUGCAUCCCAAUCCCGAUUGGGCCAACCCCGAGCUAGCAGCUAAGCGUCGUAAGACCGACUGUGAUGAUUCUGAUCUAGAAAUGGACUCCGAUGAAGAGGAUGGACAACUUUCUAUGCAGCCGCUGGCCAAGCUACUUCAAAAUGCCUCUGAUUUAACCCGUAUUGAUGACAAUACCCGGUCAGGCACUAAGCGCAAGUUGCGCCAGGAGACGCUAGAUAUCCAGCGAUUGAAGGAUGUUGGAAAGGCACAACCGUCUUCUAUUGAUUCGCUUUCUUUCCACCCCCACUACCCACUCUUGAUGUCCUCCGGACCUGCCUCAACUUUAUUCCUCCACCACAUAUCCCCCUCUGCCCCAUCUCCUAACCCCCUCUUGACCUCUCUGCACAUCAAGCGCACUCCAAUCCACACAUCUGCAUUCGCAUCACCCUCCGGAAAUAGGAUCUUUGCCUCCGGCCGUCGACGAUACUUCCACAUUUGGGAUCUGGAUUCCGGCAAAGUGGAUAAGGUCAAUGGAUCUGCAGAUCGAAAAGAGGAACAGAAAUCCAUGGAGCGCUUCAAACUUUCUCCAUGCGGCCGCUAUGUCGGCCUAGUCGGCACCUCUCGCAAGGGCGGUGGUCUGAUUAACAUUCUAGACUCCAAGACAGCACAGUGGGUCGCACAGGUGCGUGUUGACGGCCGCGGCGGUGUGGCCGACUUCGCCUGGUGGUCCAACGGCGAGGGCAUGACUGUCGCCAGUAAGAGUGGUGAGAUCUCCGAGUGGGACGGCCAGCUGCGUCGUGUCGUGGCGCGCUGGCUCGAUGCUGGUGCCGUUGGUACCACAGUCCUGAACCUUGGUGGCCGCUCCGGCCGUACCCAGCUCGGUGGUGACCGCUGGGUCGCUGUAGGAAGCUCAAGCGGUGUCGUCAACGUUUAUGACCGUCGUGAUUGGGCUACUUCCUACGCCACUGCUUCUCCUGCGGAGAAGGACGGUCCGUCACAGGCCGGUAUCCCGCGCAGCCCGACCCCCGUCCGCUCAUUGGAUCAGCUUACUACACCUAUCAGUCAUCUGGUCUUCGCACCAGAUGGACAGAUGCUAGUUAUGGCAAGUAGAUGGAAGCGUGAUGCCCUGCGACUUGUUCAUCUCCCGUCCUGCACAGUCUAUCGUAAUUGGCCCACCUCUAACACCCCGCUUGGCCGUAUCUCUUCCGUGGCCAUCUCGCCUAAUUCCGAGCAAUUGGCUGUUGGUAACGAGCAAGGUCGUAUUCGCAUGUGGGAGAUUAGAGGGUAG
Messenger RNA from Penicillium taxi, 1839 nucleotides. RefSeq lists its product as uncharacterized. Gene Ontology annotation, molecular function: protein binding. Gene Ontology annotation, cellular component: Pwp2p-containing subcomplex of 90S preribosome; small-subunit processome. The transcript is spliced from 4 exons. The record is from RefSeq and is a predicted model, not a curated record. Gene Ontology annotation, biological process: rRNA processing. Lineage: Eukaryota; Fungi; Ascomycota; Eurotiomycetes; Eurotiales; Aspergillaceae. Bases 1 to 1839 code for a protein of 612 amino acids.